GGCCCCGCACCCACAUUCUGUCCUUUUACCGCGCCCUCAUACUCAGAAAAUCAUUGAGGAUGCUGGCCAUUGCUCGCUCUCAGGCUGCUCGCGGAAGCUUCGCCCUCCGUGCUGCUAGCGUGUCCACCUGGUCCCAUGUGCCCGCGGGUCCCCCCGAUCCUAUUCUUGGUGUCUCUGAGGCUUUCAAGGCCGACAAGGACGCUAGAAAAAUCAACCUUGGCGUGGGCGCGUACAGGGAUGGCAAUGGCAAGCCCUACGUCCUCAGUGCUGUCAAGAAGGCCGAAGAGGCUCUUCGUGCAGCCAAUCCUGACAAGGAGUACCUCCCCAUUACCGGUCUUGCCGACUUCACCAAGAAUGCAGCCAAGCUGGCCUACGGCGAUGACAGCGCCCCGCUGAAGGAGAACUCCAUUGCCAUCACUCAGUCCAUCUCCGGUACCGGUGCUCUUCGCAUUGGCGGUGCCUUCCUUGCGCGCUUCUACCCUCAUUCGAAGAUCAUCUACCUCCCCGUUCCUUCGUGGGGUAAUCACACUCCCAUCUUCCGUGACUCUGGGCUCGAAGUGCGCGGCUACAGGUACUUUGACAAGUCCACUGUUGGCUUGGACUUUGCAGGUUUGAAGGAGGAUUUAAAGAACGCUCCCGAAAAGUCCAUUGUUCUCCUCCAUGCUUGCGCGCACAACCCUACAGGUAUAGACCCCACCGCCGAACAGUGGGCUGAGAUAUCGGACAUUGUCAAGGAGAAGCAGCUUUUCCCCUUCUUCGACAUGGCUUACCAAGGAUUCGCGUCUGGCUCUACGACUCGUGAUGCCUUUGCCGUGCGUCACUUCGUGUCACAGGGCCACCAGGUCGCGCUGUCGCAGUCGUUCGCGAAGAACAUGGGCCUCUACGGCGAGCGCGUCGGCGCGUUCUCUCUGACGACUGCCUCGCCUGAGGAGAAGGCACGCGUCGACAGCCAGCUGAAGAUUGUCAUCCGUCCCAUGUACUCGAACCCCCCGCUUCACGGCGCGCGCAUUGCCAACACGAUCCUGAGCAAGCCGGAGCUGUAUACCGAGUGGGAGUCGGAGGUGAAGGGAAUGGCCGACCGCAUCAUCAGCAUGCGUGCGCGCCUGUACGACGCGCUGACCCACACGCACAAGACUCCUGGGGAGUGGGGCCACAUCAAGUCGCAGAUUGGCAUGUUUAGCUUCACCGGACUGUCGCCUCCGCAGACGAAGGCAUUGGCUGAGAAGGCCCACAUCUACAUGACCGCGGACGGGCGUAUUUCGAUGGCGGGACUGAACGCGAACAACAUCGACUACUUUGCGGAGAGCGUCGACAAGGCCGUCAAGGGUACACUUUGAGGAAGGCCGAUUGUGGUAAUAGCGUUGACUAUUCGGGACUGUCUGUAGACGACCAUAUAAUUCUAUUUUGGACUUGUGUGGCGGAUCUCUGAAUACGAUCUUCGUGCAUUCCUUUUCCGUUC
Heterobasidion irregulare TC 32-1 is the source of this 1459-nucleotide messenger RNA. RefSeq lists its product as uncharacterized. Bases 60 to 1337 code for a protein of 425 amino acids. The record is from RefSeq and is a predicted model, not a curated record. The transcript is spliced from 6 exons. Gene Ontology annotation, biological process: biosynthetic process; L-aspartate catabolic process. Gene Ontology annotation, molecular function: pyridoxal phosphate binding; L-aspartate:2-oxoglutarate transaminase activity. Gene Ontology annotation, cellular component: mitochondrion. NCBI's taxonomy places the organism in Eukaryota, Fungi, Basidiomycota, Agaricomycetes, Russulales, Bondarzewiaceae.